Molecule: messenger RNA, 1241 nt
Organism: Oryzias melastigma (Indian medaka)
Lineage: Eukaryota; Metazoa; Chordata; Actinopteri; Beloniformes; Adrianichthyidae
Gene: nppb
Product: natriuretic peptide B
Exons: 4
Coding region: 627-1067 (146 amino acids)
Biological process (GO): cGMP biosynthetic process; receptor guanylyl cyclase signaling pathway; negative regulation of systemic arterial blood pressure
Cellular component (GO): extracellular region; nucleus; cytoplasm
Molecular function (GO): hormone receptor binding; hormone activity
Source: RefSeq, a predicted model, not a curated record
UCGUAGACAGACAGACUGAGGCCGUCCUGCAGCUUCAUCUGACACUAACAGAAAGUUCCAGUAAAACCUCAGCUGAACAAAGUUCUUCGGUUCUUCUAUUAACUUCAAAAUGGAGCCAUUACUGUUUACAAAAGCAGGGAGGUGUGUUUCUGGGGGGGGCUUCCUCCCGCCAUGGCCCAGUUCUGUUUUGGCUGAACCGCGUUGCUCUGGAUCUCACAAACAGGACAUGCCUGUGCUCUGACCGUUCAGAGUUUGGACCGGCUCACUCCUCCAUCAUCACGUAGACCCCCCAGUUUAGUAACGCCGUCAUCCCACUGCUGACUGUUCCCAUAGUGGUGGGGCCGCAGAGCGCUGCACCAGGGGAGGGUUACUUUUCUGAAAAAGUGCCUCGUAUGAAGUGGUCCAUAUCUGAGAUCCAGCAGUUUCCGACAGCUCCGGCUAUCAGCACGAGGUGUCAGGAAUGCCAAACGCCUGAUGUCAGAUUCCUGGCAUGGCUGAGUGAGUCCGGCUUCAGUAUAAAGAAGAGGCGGACAUCAGUGUGAGCUCAGCAUCCCCACAGACAGCAGGCACAGCGGAGCAUCCCUGAUCGAUCCAUCCAUCCAUCAUCCAUCCAUCCAGCCUCAGACAUGAGCCGCUGCAGCUCGCACAGAAGCGCACACGUCUUCUUCAUCCCUUUUUGGGGGCUACUCUUCAUCCUGAACGUUCAGCGGUCCACAUCGGUCCCCGUUGGCGUGGGCCUGACCAACGCAGACGUGAACGCUCUGAAGGACCUCCUCCACAGACUGCAGGAGUCUGUCCCGGAGCAGAGCUCGCUUGAUGAGGAGGGAGCUGCAGAGAGGGACGCUCUGAACCAGCUGAGCACAGAGGAGGACGGGGAGGAGGAGCCAGCACUGAGCAGGAUGGAGGAAGAGGUGAUCAGGGAGCUCCUGUCAUCCAAAAACCUGAAGAGCCUCCGCUCGGGGGACUCGUCCCGGCGGUCGUCCGGCUGCUUCGGCCGGCGGAUGGACCGGAUAGGCUCCAUGAGCUCUCUGGGCUGUAACACUGUGGGCAGAUACAAUCCAAAGUGAAGAUGAAGUCUUACCGUCUGAACCUGGAACCCCGCCUUUCUACCAAAAUCUGUUUUUAUUCAACACUAUUUAUUGACUAAUAUUUAUUGUCUUUAAAGUAUUCUUGUAGAUGUGCUGUUCUUUAUUUAAUGCUGAAUAUGUUAAUAAAUGUUUACAAAUGCUCAUCCAUGAAAA